UGUCCCUCGAACACAGCAGAUCACCGAUCCACGGAAAGAGGCGAAGAUGUCGGCUCGGUCAUGUGAUCAGCUGUGUCCAAUCACAGCUGAUCACAGCCGGUAGUCGGCAUUCCGCGGAGGGGACAUGUACACUGAUCAUCAGGGCACUGAUGAUCAGUGUGCCCUGAUGAUCAGUGUAGCCCCAGCAGUGCCACCUGUCAGUGUCCAUCAGUGCCAGCUGUCAGUGCUCAUCAGUGCCACGUGCCAGUGCCCAUCAAUGACACAUAUCAGUGCCUAUCAGUGCACAUCAAUGCCACAUAUCAGUGCCCAUCUGAGCUGCCUUUGAGUGUCACCCAUCAGUGCCAGUCAGUGCCACAUACCAAUG
Messenger RNA from Staurois parvus, 364 nucleotides. Lineage: Eukaryota; Metazoa; Chordata; Amphibia; Anura; Ranidae. The record is from the annotation of a GenBank genome assembly.